Molecule: messenger RNA, 1367 nt
Organism: Quercus lobata
Lineage: Eukaryota; Viridiplantae; Streptophyta; Magnoliopsida; Fagales; Fagaceae
Product: endoribonuclease Dicer homolog 1-like
Exons: 4
Coding region: 153-1235 (360 amino acids)
Biological process (GO): siRNA processing
Cellular component (GO): nucleus; cytoplasm
Molecular function (GO): ribonuclease III activity; RNA binding
Source: RefSeq, a predicted model, not a curated record
CACUGUUCACUGAGGAUAAACAUAAAUUUUGUUUUUUUAUUUUAUUCAACUCCUCACUCUCUCUCUCUCUCUCUCUCUCCUCUGUCUCUUCUCUCUGUUUCUUUCUCGGUGGUACUAAGCUUUGAUUUCGGUGGUUGCUGGUGGGGUUUGAGAUGGAGUGCAGCACAUCAAAUGUUAAUGUUCCCGAGGACAUACUUAGAAGUAUAAACUUUGAUGCCUUAGAAGGUGCUUUGAACAUGAAGUUUAAUAACAGGGGGCUUUUGGUGGAAGCUAUUACUCAUGGUUCACAGCUAUCAUCUUCUGGAGUACCCUGCUAUAAGCGUUUGGAGUUAAUCGGUGAUGCUAUUUUAGCUGAUCUCAUAACAAGGCAUCUUUUCUUCCAUUACAAACAUCUUCCCACGGGCCGCUUGACUGAUCUGCGAGCUGCUUCCGUAAACAACGAAUAUUUUGCACGUGUUGCUGUCAAAAAUAAUCUCCAUGUGCACCUUCGCCAUGCCUCCACCGCUCUUGGAAAACAGAUUCGGGACUUUGUAGAAGAAUUUCAAAACGAAUUGUUAAAGCCAGGAUUCAACUUCUUUGGUCUGAGUGACUGUAAAGCUCCUAAAGUUCUUGGUGACAUUGUUGAAUCCAUUGCUGGUGCCAUUUUUCUUGACAGUGGACAGGAGAUUUCAGUUGUUUGGAAGGUGUUUCAACCUCUCUUGCAUCCAAUGGUUACCCCAGAUACACUCCCAAUGCAUCCUGUGCGUGAGCUGCAGGAACGAUGCCGGCAACAGGCUGAACGCCUGGAAUACAAAGCAAGUAGAAGUGGAAAUAUGGCUACGGUUGAAGUCUUUUUUGAUGGUGUCCAGAUAGGAAUUGCUCAGAAUCCACAAAAGAAGAUGGCACAGAAACUAGCUGCAAGAAAUGCGCUUGCUGCUUUCAAAGAGAAGGAAAUGGCUGAAGCUAAGGAGGACGACGAUGAAAAUGGGAAGAAAAAGAAGAAUGGGAGCCAAACACUUACGAGACAAAUGUUGAAUGAAAUCUGCUUUCAUAGAAAUUGGCCCAUGCCAUUCUAUAGGUGUGUGAACGAGGGUGGCCCUGCACAUGCAAAGCAGUUUACAUUUGCUGUACGCGUGAAUACUACUGAUAGAGGCUGGACAGAUGAAUGUGUGGGAGAUCCUAUGCCAAGCGUCAAAAAGGCCAAAGAUUCUGCUGCUAUUCUUCUAUUGGAACUCAUAAAUAGAUUGUACUCAUGAUGGCAACGAGUGGCAACCCUAUAAUUUUUACUACUUUCUAUUGUACUCAAACAGUUAUGCUAGAUGCGAAAGAUUUGACUACUUUCUUGUACAUUAUUCUUGCAAAUCAAACAAUUCAGGAAAAAUAUUUAA